Messenger RNA from Heterocephalus glaber (naked mole-rat), 6520 nucleotides. RefSeq names its product U2AF homology motif kinase 1 (gene Uhmk1). Lineage: Eukaryota; Metazoa; Chordata; Mammalia; Rodentia; Bathyergidae. Gene Ontology annotation, molecular function: ribonucleoprotein complex binding; protein serine/threonine kinase activity; RNA binding. Gene Ontology annotation, cellular component: neuronal ribonucleoprotein granule; nucleus. Gene Ontology annotation, biological process: positive regulation of translational initiation; peptidyl-serine phosphorylation; regulation of protein export from nucleus. The record is from RefSeq and is a predicted model, not a curated record.
UCAGGGAGUCUGUGAGGCGGCUGCAGGCCCCUCCCUGCGGAGCCGCUGGUCCGGCGGGCGGGGAUGUGACCGCGGGCUCCGUCAGCCCGCCCCAGGCGUCGUGUCAACUCCGUGUCAGCGUCCUCAGGCCACACCGAUGGCGGGGUCCGGCUGUGCGUGGGGCGCGGAGCCGCCGCGGUUUCUGGAGGCCUUCGGGCGGCUGUGGCAGGUACAGAGCCGCCUGGGUAGCGGCUCCUCGGCCUCGGUGUAUCGGGUACGCUGCUGCGGCACCCCCGGCUCGCCCCCCGGCGCUCUCAAGCAGUUCUUACCUCCAGGAACCACCGGGGCUGCAGCGUCGGCGGCGGAGUACGGUUUCCGUAAAGAGAGGGCGGCGCUGGAGCAGUUGCAGGGUCACCGGAACAUCGUGACUUUAUAUGGAGUCUUUACAAUCCACUUCUCUCCAAAUGUGCCAUCACGCUGUCUGUUGCUUGAACUCCUGGAUGUCAGUGUUUCGGAAUUGCUUUUAUAUUCCAGUCACCAGGGUUGUUCCAUGUGGAUGAUACAGCAUUGUGCCAGAGAUGUUCUGGAGGCCCUUGCUUUUCUUCAUCAUGAGGGUUAUGUCCAUGCAGACCUCAAACCACGUAACAUAUUGUGGAGUGCGGAGAAUGAAUGUUUUAAGCUCAUUGACUUUGGACUUAGCUUCAAAGAGGGCAAUCAGGAUGUAAAGUAUAUUCAGACAGACGGGUAUCGGGCUCCAGAAGCAGAAUUGCAAAAUUGCUUGGCCCAGGCCGGCUUGCAGAGUGAUACAGAAUGUACCUCAGCUGUUGAUCUAUGGAGCCUAGGAAUCAUUUUACUGGAAAUGUUCUCAGGAAUGAAACUGAAACAUACAGUCAGAUCUCAGGAAUGGAAGGCAAACAGUUCUGCUAUUAUUGAUCACAUAUUUGCCAGUAAAGCAGUGGUGAAUGCCGCAAUUCCAGCCUAUCACCUAAGAGACCUUAUCAAAAGCAUGCUUCAUGAUGAUCCGAGCAGAAGAAUUCCUGCUGAAAUGGCACUGUGCAGCCCGUUCUUUAGCAUUCCUUUUGCCCCUCAUAUUGAAGAUCUGGUGAUGCUUCCUACUCCAGUGCUGAGGCUGCUGAAUGUGCUGGAUGAUGAUUAUCUUGAGAAUGAAGAGGAAUAUGAAGAUGUUGUAGAAGAUGUGAAAGAGGAGUGUCAAAAAUACGGACCAGUAGUAUCUCUGCUUGUUCCAAAGGAAAAUCCUGGCAGAGGACAAGUCUUUGUUGAGUAUGCAAAUGCUGGGGAUUCCAAAGCUGCUCAGAAAUUACUGACUGGAAGGAUGUUUGAUGGGAAGUUUGUUGUGGCUACAUUCUACCCGCUGAGUGCCUACAAGAGGGGAUAUCUUUAUCAAACCUUGCUUUAAUCAGUAACCUAAGGACUAUUUCCUGUUUCUCCUCUUCCAUUUGCUGGAUCAUUGUAUUCUACAUCUGAAUGCAGAAGCACCCUUUUAUCAUUUUAAAGGAGUACUUUAUACAUUUAUUUAAUCCUACUAAUGUGCAAUCAUUGCCCUAGCAAUGUUGCAUUACAAACAUUGGGCACUGGGUAGGACAAGACCUCUCAGCUAUACAUUGAGGGGUUGUAGAGCAUCCAUGUGGGCAACCUUGUUUUAUGCAGUAUGGCAGGUGCUGCUAUUCCGUAUGUAACCUACAAAGACUUUAUUAUUUCGUGUGAUUAUGAAGCAAGGGUGAAUAAUAUGUCGUAGUGAGUAUUAUUAAUGAAUUUGUUAAGGUUGGUGACAUCAAUUACAAAUUUUUCCCUUUUGUUGUCAGGUGGUUCUUAUUGUUGAAGUUGAUAACUGUCACUGGAUGCUCUGAGUAAUGUUAAGUAAUUGUCAAGCAGCAGUUACCUACUGUGUUAACACUGAGUUGUGAAUUUUUUUAAAGGAGUACUGUAGUACAUAAUAUUCCUUUAAAGAAACUGCAGUGAGCCUAUCUACAUUUUUAAAUUAUUAAGGCUUUUAAAAUAGAAAGCUGAUGCUUGAUCUUGCACAAUUUUUAUGUCUAGUAUGUUUGCUUGAGUGCAGGUGUGAAAGAUUAGAGAAAAUUUGAGUCAGUGUACUUUAUAGUGUGAAUCUUGCGAGCUAAUAACAGUCUAUACCCAUCUCUUCCCUACCUGUUUCAAACCUGUGAGAUUGAAGAUAUAUGUUUUUUGAGAGUUGAUGUGUCUAAUAGAAUGUAAAUGGCAAAGCAGUUCAUUCCUGAGAGGCUCAGAACAAACUGGAGAAAAGACCAGGGUUACACUGAAACUUUUCAAGUGAUUGAAACAAAGAAGUAGUUUUGGUACAGGUAAAUUAUCCCAUUCUUCAGUGUACUUUAGACCCUGGAUUGGCUCAUCUUUUUGUAUUGAAUCUUCUAUGAUAAUUACAAAAUUUCUCAAGGUGUAGUUCUACCUAUUAUGAUGCAAAAUUGAAGUAGACUUAAAAAAAUUAGGUGUACAGUGAAGGGAAAAGAAAAAAGGCAAAGAGUAUCAUCAAGGAUCCAUCUUUUCUUCUUUUUGUCAUGCCUCUCCCUCACACAUUUUUCCCCUUUCCCCAUUCUCUGCCUCUGUCCUUAGCUGAAGAAAAGCCAGAGGAACAGCAUCCCAAGUGGUCUAGCUUUUGACUGUGUGGAAGUAAAGAAAGGUGUAACUAUAAUAAGGUAGCAGUAGAAAGAAAAAACUCAAUUCUUAAAAGGAUUCCUAGCAAUCUAAUAUGUCUCUGAGUAGAGAAUGCCAGUAUACAUGAAUUUGUGGAUACAGGUUGAUUACAUGGUUUUAAGAAUUCUAAGUAUGAAUUCUCACCAUAUGGUAGAUUGUCUUUAAAGGUAUAAAAGUAAGGAAACCUUUAUAAAGCACUGAUUAUACAAAAAGACAAGUUAUAUGUGUUAGGAUUUUUUUCCCUAUUUCCUUACCUGAAUGAAAUUAUUUUUUUCGAAGGAAAAAGUCUUUUGUAUCUUUUCCUGCUGGAAGCCUCCUCAUACAGUCUUUCUUUGAGUGUGCCAUGCAGGUUACUGAUAGCCUGAUUAGAAUUUGCAUAUUCAAACAAUCACUAUUUGACAUUUUAGUUAUUAUAGUAAUCAAAAUUAUUUAGGACUCUCUUAAUAUUUAUUAUGAAGCCAGAUUUGGUAUAAGAAGGCUGAUUUAUAAAUUACCAGAGGAUCUUGUAGCAUGGUCCCCAGUAUGUGCCCUUAGAAAGAAGAACUGUUAUUUUUUUAUUUUGGCCCUUUUAGGGGUUGAUUGGUUGGUUGGUUGUUGAAUCAGAAUUUAAGAGUAGAACCAAUAAUUUGAAGACCUAAUUUUCCUUAAAUAUUUGUAUGGGUAGCUGCUUUUGUGGUGAUUAGAAAUAACAGAUCCUUAUAUACCUACUGAUAAACACAAAAUAAAGAUGACUUUUUUUAAGGGGAAGUAUUUGAGGUUAGCACGUGUACUUCUUCCCUCGAACCCUAGGGAAAAGAGAGAGAAAUCCUUGCAAAUAAACUGCAGAUAGGCUUCUGAGCUUACUCAUGCAAUAUGCUGCUAACAUUGAUGCUGCACUUCACAGCCUUCUUUGAUCAUCAUCUUAUUGCAGAUAUAUUCAUACAUAUAUGUAGUGUGUAACACUAGUAUUUUAUUACAGAAGAUGCUAACUAGAUUUUAAGGGAGCUGAGGAAGACUUGAUGAGCCUGAAUAACCAUGCAUUGAAUUAAAUAUUUUAUAGUAAAGCCACAAAAUUGAAAAAAGAUGCCUACUAUGAUUUAAAUUGUCAUUUUAUAGCUUUUAUCCCAUUCUACCAAAGAUGACAUUUGCAGGUUCUUUCCCCUUUGUUAUUAUCAGAAGUUUAAUCUUAAUGUCUUUCUUAAACUGGAGCCAAAUAUUAUUAAAGAUGCAGUUUUCGUGAUUUUUUUUAGCGUGGAAUAUAUGCACAGGAAUUUUGAUUCCUUGAAGUUACUAAAAAACUAGACAUUUUCUUGAGAAGCAGAGUGAGGGUUCAUGUCACUUAACUCCAACCAUUUGGGGCAAAUUUUAUCUCAGGUAGUUUAUCUUUCCCUUAUUAUUCGUGCUUCCUUCCCUCUCAACUUCCCAGUUUCUUCUGUAUUGUUCCAUGGUAUUGCCAUGGUGUAUUCUGUCCCAGAGAAGACAUAUAAAAUGAUUAUAGGAAAUUUGGAAACAUUUGGAGGGGGUGGUUAGCUAACCAUUAUCGGAAUUAUAAUGCUCCAUUAAAGAAGAACAGUAGAGAAGAACAGCUUGUUAAAGAUAGCACUUAGCUAAAAGAAAGUACAGUAUUGGCUGUGUUUUAAAGAAAUUGAAAUAGAUUGUCCUCUUGGAAGAAGAGAUCUGCAUUUAUUACCACUGAGUGUCUUCCUUGUUCUUGGCCAGCAGCACAGCAGCUAUCUUCAGAGUAAUUCCUUUUUUGCUACCUUGAGCCAAAAUUAUGGGUGAUUCUAGGACAGAAUCCAUACAUAUAGUCAUACUCAUCCUUUUCUGGUUUUUGUUUGUUUGUUUGUUUUUUUGGUAUCAGGGAUCGAACUCGCCUGCUUGCAAGGCAGGCAGCAGAAUCUCUGAGCUAAAUCCCCGGCCCCAUCUUUUUUCUGUUUUAAAUGAGAGAAGAAUGGCCUUCUUUUUGGUACUAUCACUGCUAAAGAAUGCUGAGAUACAUUAACCAUCUGGCAGUAGUGCUCCACAUAGAGGCAGUUGAAAAAAACCAUGUGUGUAAUAUUUGUUUCUGUCUUAUUACACUGGACUUUUCCCCCAGUAAAGGCAUCAGUUUUCUGGCAUAAAUGAAAGAACUAGAGCACUCACCAAAUGCUGUUUCAUGGCUCUUUUGAGUUCAUUAAUUUACAUAAAUUCUACUAUUAGUUAUAGUUUGUGGUGUGGCAAAGAAUGCAAUGAAAAUUAGUACCAUAGUAACUGGUAGUAAUUGUAACAGCAGUUACUGGAUAAGGGAGUCAGGGAGACAUUCAGUAAGAGAUACUAGACUCUCAUGCAAGGGUAUGUGGUAGGUGGCUUUAUUCAGAUUAGGGUGCAGAUGGAAUCACAUCAUGACCUUUAAUCUGGUGGAUGUGUAGAUGAAGAUUUGAGCAAGUGCCUUGUUUUUCCUGGAAAAUAUUAAAACUCACUUGGGACAAACCUUCCCAGAUAGAUGACGAUUAAUUGCACCUCUGCCUUUUUCUUGGAACAACUUCUGGAUUGAGUCACCUAAUAUAAAAGUUCAAAAUUUCCUUGGUGAUUUUAUUUUGGUAUGUGUAAAACUGUUCAUAUUUGAUUUUAUUCCAUUAUUACAUGUAAUGGAAAAGACACUUAUUAGGCAGAAUCUAAUUCUUCCUUGGAUCUAGUUCCAUUUCUAAUGUCAAGUUCCUUCCUCAUCUUUCUACUCUAGCACUGUAAUGUAAUUUAUUUAUUUGUCAAGUUUAAUCACAUACAGACCAUUUCUUGGUCACAGCUCAAAAGAGUUUCAUUUCUUCUUACGGUGCUUAGUGAAUCACCUUUAUUUUGAGAUGGCAGUCUUUCAAGUUACCGUAGUAACUUGACUAACUAGCUUAACUAACUAGCUUUCUCAAUGAGUGUACAUGUUAAAUUGCCAUCAUUUGGAGCUCAUCUUAGUCUCCUGUGGUAUAUUUAGUUUUUAUAUGGUUAAUCAGAGGAACACAGACAUUUUUAGUUUUUUCAGUACCCAGAGUUUUAAAAUACUUGAUUUUAUUUUAAUUUAGCUUCUGUACCUGAUACCAUGCAUAGGAUAUCAUGUUUAUUAUUCUAGCGACUUUCCCCCACCUCAUAUUUUUCAUUGUUAUUUAAAUUUUGUGUGCUUUCCAGUGGCGUGCAGUUGACAAUUACUGUGGAUGUUUGGGAAAAGGUUAAUAAUUUUAAUUAUUUUUGCUGCAAUUUUAUAGGGUAAAUGACUGUAAAAAGAAAAAGUCUAUAAACCAGAGAGCAUUUAGGAAAUUUUAUAUUUUAUAGAUGGUCAUUAGGGUGAUCUUCAGGACAUGAUACAUUGUUUACACAGACUUUGUUCUCCCAAUAUGAAGUUUUCACUCAUUUUCCUAUAGCUCAGCACUUUUGUUCUUUGUACUGCUUAUGAGGAUUAUUUUAAAUUUGCUUUAUUUGUGUUUUUCAGAGAAUUAUAAUCAUGACAGUUAUACUUCUGGUACCAUAAAUGUUGGAAUUCAUGAGAAAGUUAUCAAACAGUUGCUCGAAUAUUAUUACCCAUUAAAUUGGAUAGCUGCCACUAUAACCUGAAGAAUAUUGAUGGCUCAGUUGAAGGCCAUUUAUGCUUUAUGAACUAACUUCAUAGUAUUGUAAUUUAAAAGCAAAGAGAAGCAUUCUUAUUUGCCUUGCAUGACCAUUAAUUUUUGUUUUGCAGAAGAGAACUAAUUUUGUUAAACUAUUUUGUAUACCAACAAUGUCAUAUUCUGGGAAAAAACUGGAAUUGUUCAUUUUUGUUUGUUUCUUUUUGGGAAAUCCUCAUAGUAAAAAUCAGAGCUUCUUGCUACCAUAAGCUAUUGAUUGUUAAUGAGAAUUAUUUGUAGCCAUUUUU